Molecule: messenger RNA, 2832 nt
Organism: Penicillium vulpinum
Lineage: Eukaryota; Fungi; Ascomycota; Eurotiomycetes; Eurotiales; Aspergillaceae
Product: Tetratricopeptide-like helical
Exons: 5
Coding region: 1-2832 (943 amino acids)
Molecular function (GO): protein binding
Source: RefSeq, a predicted model, not a curated record
AUGGAUCCCUUCAGCCUCACCCUCGGUGCUCUUGGAAUCACAGAAUUCGCUUUAUCCAGAAUCAGCAACCUCCGGCGUCUUAUCAAUAGCCUUAGCGAAGCGAACGAUGUGAUGCAAGAUGUUACAUCUAACUUGGAAGCCAUAGAGCGCCCGCUUGCCGCUCUCGAGAAUCUUCAGAUUUCUGAUAGCACGACUUAUGCCGAAACGAGAGAGGUGUUGGAGAAGACUGGUGUCGCUGAAGCCGUGAAUAUAUGCGGCCAGGCAUGCGCCGGAUUCACAAAGAAGCUUGAGCAAUGGACAAAGCAUUCCAGUUCCACGAAGCUUUCUCUGAGGGAUCGGCUGUCAGUCGGCUUAUGGAACAAAGAAAAGAUCCAGACAUUCAGGACGCAGGUCGCUACUUGUCAGGCUAUUGUCCAGUUCGCCAUCGACAGCGCUCAGUUGAUUAUCAUAGUCCGAUGCGAAAAUGCUUCAAAAACUGCGCGAGAAGAGACAGAGAAGCAACUGCGAGCUCUCGAGACUUCUAUCCAGGAGCACAUCGAACUUACAAAGAGAAAACAAGAUGAAGCUUUGCAGCACAAGGAGGAACUUGAAAACCCUGAGUAUGAAAGUGAAGAUGAAGACCACGAUGCCCAGCGAGCUCUAGCCAUUCCUGAGAUUGAAGAGCAAUCACGCGUACUAGAAGCCGACCAAACUGCGUCCAGGGCUGUUUACCAGCUACUUUCGAAAUUGAUCAUGGCAUCGACAUCAUUCCGUGACCUAAACCAUCAUGUCCAGAUUGGAGUUCAGAUUGGUCCGAUAGAUAGUCUACGUCCAGAGCGACCGGAGACUUCAGCCAGUCCACUAUCGACUGUCCCAUUCGCGCAAGACCCGGACUUUGUCAGUCGCGAUACACUACUUGAUCGGAUUCAAGAGGAAAGCUCAGUCCCAGGGUCGAGAAUAGCGCUGGUUGGUCUCGGUGGUGUCGGGAAAACGCAACUCGCUAUCGCAUACUCCUACCAGGUCCGAUCCCAAUCACCGCAAACCUGGGUUUUCUGGAUACAUGCGAGUAAUGAAGCUCGGUUCAAGGAAAGUCUUCGGGAUAUCGCGGACCAAGUGAAAAUUCCUGGUCGCCAGGAUCCCAAAGUGAACUUGUUUGAACUCGUCGAAAGCUGGCUCCGAGAUGAGAAGAUAGGGAAAUGGGUUUGCAUCCUCGAUAAUUUGGAUGACGAUCAGCUGCUCUCCUCGUCCUCGUCUUCGGCAGCAGACAAGGGAGAUUCGACAAAAAACCCAACGAACGCCCCGAAAAAGCCACUGUUGGAAUAUAUUCCUAGAAGCCGAAAUGGAUUUGUCAUUAUCACGAGUCGCCCUCGAGAGAUCGCGUUAAGGAUGGUCAAUCAUAACGGCCUUGUUGAGGUCAAGCCUAUGGAAAGGUCCGAAGCACAAGAGCUUCUCCAAAGAAAACUUGAAAAACCAAGCCAUAGCCAAGAAAGUCAACAUUUGGUGGAAGCGCUAGAUUUCAUGCCGCUAGCGAUCGUUCAGGCCGCUAGCUAUAUUCGAAAUCGCGCGCCUCGCUAUUCAGUGUCAGAUUUUCAAAAGAGUGACCGCGAAGCGACAAGGCUUCUAAAAAAAGAGGCAGGGCAUAUUUCCCGGGACUGGGAAGCAAAGAACUCAAUUUUAUUGACUUGGCAAAUCUCAUUUGAUCAUAUACGCCAAAACAAGCCAUCUGCGGCGGAUCUGCUUUCUUUUAUGAGCUUCUUCGAUCGGCAAGGGAUACCAGAGAAUCUUAUCCAGCAUCAGCACGAGGCCAACUAUAAAUCAACCUUAGAACUCCUAAGUGACUCCAGUGACGGAGAGAUAUCUGAGUCUGAUACGGAUCCUGAUUUUGAAGAUGAUAUCGUAACACUAAGGAGCUAUUCAUUGAUAUCUAUCAAUGAGAAUAGCACUUUCUUCACGAUACAUCGGCUUGUGCAGCUCAGUAUGCGCGCGUGGUUGAAAUCUCAUGGACAAAUAGACCAAUGGAAUGUUAAAUACAUUAGUGCCCUGGAAGAGGAGUUUCUAUUCGAUGGAAAAUACGAAAAUUGGGAGAGAUGCAGACCAUUCUUUCCUCAUAUCAAAUCUGCAAUGUCACAACAGCCAUCAUUACCCAAGGCUCGGCUGCAAUGGGCUGAGUUACUUCACAGAGGUGCAUGGUAUGCCCGCGAAUGUGGUGAUUUUGCAGAUGCAAAAGAAAUGGCAUUUAAAUCAAGACACCAAAGAAUGAUUUUAUUAGGUGAUGAACACGAAGAUACUACGGAUAGCACAAGGAUGUUGGCAAGCGCAUACAGUAUUGGGGGUCAGUGGAAAGAGGCCGAGCAGCUCCAAGUGCAGGUUAUAGAGACCUAUAAGGUGAAGCUCGGCGAUGAUCAUCCCGACACGCUUUCAAGUAUAGCGAGCCUGGCGGUGAUAUACUGGAACCAGGGCCGGUGGGAGGAGGCCGAGCAGCUUAAGGUACAGGUGCUAGAAACAAGGAAGGCGAAGCUCGGUGAGGAUCAUCCCGAUACGCUUUCAAGUAUGGCGAGUCUAGGGGCGACAUACUGGAAACAGGGCCGGUGGGAGGAGGCCGAGCGGCUUGAGGUACAGGUGCUAGAAACAAGGAAGGCGAAGCUCGGCGAGGAUCAUCCUUCCACGCUGAGUAGUAUGUCUGAUCUCGCGUUGAUCUGGAAAUCUUUGGGUCGCGAUACCGAAGCUAUCAAUUUGCUUCGAAACUGCUUCUCCAAGCGAAAAGAAACAAUCGGCCUGGACCAUCCAGACACUUUGUCUAGUUCCGAAACAUUGCUGGAAUGGGAAACGGAAGGUCUAAAUAUCCCUAAAUGA